Molecule: messenger RNA, 1176 nt
Organism: Setaria italica (foxtail millet)
Lineage: Eukaryota; Viridiplantae; Streptophyta; Magnoliopsida; Poales; Poaceae
Product: protein SHOOT GRAVITROPISM 5-like
Exons: 3
Coding region: 1-1176 (391 amino acids)
Cellular component (GO): nucleus
Molecular function (GO): DNA-binding transcription factor activity
Source: RefSeq, a predicted model, not a curated record
AUGGCGAGUUCUUGCGCGCCCACGGCCGUGCUGCCACCGGAGGAGGCGCCACGGCAGCAGUCGCUGCAGAUGGAUGGCGCCGCCACGAAGAAGCGGCGGAUGCGCGGUACUCCUGGCCCGGACGCGGAGGUGGUGGCGCUGUCGCCGCCGGCGCUGCUGGCCGGGUGGAACCGGUGGCACGGCUGCGAGGCCUGCGGGAGAGGGUUCCGGCGCCCGUCCAACAACCUGCUCGGGCGGGAGGCCGGCCAGGCCCAGGCGGCUGCGCCGGCGAAGAGCCGGAGGCGCCGGGUGUUCGUGUGCCCGGAGCCCGACUGCCCGUACCACGCCCCCUCCCGCGCGCUGGCGGACCUCCCCACCCUCCAGAAGCAUUUCCGCCGCAAGCACGGCCGCCACGGGCUGUGGGAGUGCGGCCGCGGCCCCGUUUGCGCCGACUGCAACAAGGCUCACCUCAAGACCUGCGGCGCCCGAACCCAGCUGGAGGGCUACGUCGAGCGUCAGGACACGGGUGGCGCCAGCUGGCCGCCGCCCGCGACGUCGCCGCCGCCGGCGGCUUCUGGUGGCGGUGUCGUGCUGGGCUUGGCGACGACUACCUCCACGUCGCAGCAGCAGGGUCAGUUGCAUGAGAUCGCAGCAAGCCCGUCCAGCGACGACCUCGUGGUGAGCUCGGCGAUGGCGAGCCCCACGGCCGCCGCCGCUGCUACCAGCGUCAUCGCGGGACUCGGCGCGUCGCUGGCGCCUCCAACGCCGCCCGCCCGUCCCGGCGCCCUCAACCUGGAGCUGCAGCUCUUGCCUCCGGUCGGGAGCUGCGCUGCCGUCACCCGCCGCGCCCCGCCGGAUCGGCCCUCUUCUGCCACUCCCUGGCUCGACCUGUCGCUCGGGCUAGGCGGCGCACUCGAGCGCGACACCGCGUCGGCGGCGGUGAGGCUGAUGGUGGAGGAGGCACGGGAGCAGCUGCUGAUGGCGAUGGCAGAGAAGGCAGCGGCGGAGGAGGCUGCUGCAGAUCACCUGCUAUACGGCGGCCGCCGGAAGUUCCACGCCAUGGCUGCCGCACUGAUCUCCGAGGUGGGCAGCUACGUGCCGUCCAUAGUCCUCGCCGAUGCCGUGGUCGACUACGAGCAACUUAACGCCGCCGACGUGCUAAAGCAAGCCAUACAAGGGGUGGACAUCGUCAACUAG